This is a messenger RNA of Molossus molossus (Pallas's mastiff bat), 1980 nucleotides long. Its product is annotated as F-box only protein 34-like. Lineage: Eukaryota; Metazoa; Chordata; Mammalia; Chiroptera; Molossidae. Gene Ontology annotation, molecular function: protein binding. The transcript has a single exon. The record is from RefSeq and is a predicted model, not a curated record. Bases 1 to 1980 code for a protein of 659 amino acids.
AUGGACAUUCCGAGAACUCCCAUGAGCCACCGGGAGGCCAUCAAUGACAGAAAAUGCAAAGCUAGUUACAUAAAACCAAGCGUCUUUCCUUCCCCCUCUCCUGGGAAAGCAUCCUCGCGAAAGCCUUUCGGGGUCCUUUCUCCAAAUGUUCUGUGCGGUGUGAGUAGGAAGAGUCCUGGAAAGAGCAGCUUGAACGUUAAAACCACAAAGAAUGUACCAUCUGCCACAAUCCCCCAGGGCAAAGAAGGCGAAGGGCCACGGGAUGUCUGCGCUGUAGUGAAACCGGGAAAUACCAAGGAGAAAAUCGCCUUCUUUGCAGCCCACCAGUGUGGCAGUAGGAUAGGAUCUAUGACAGUAAAAAGCUCCUGGGAUAUUUUUUGGAGAACUACUAAAAGAGAGGAAAAACCAGGGGAUCUUAAAGAAGCCAAGAUGCAGUCAGAAAGGAUGAGGGGAGUCACCAGCAGGGGCUAUGAGCCCGAGCCUUUUGCGCCUGGCGUGGAGCGCUGCUCUGUGUGUUACAUGCGUGACACCGGGGACGGCGUCUGUGCUGGGAGGCCCCUGUCGGUCACACAGAUGGUUGCCGUCCUGGAGCAAAGAGGCGGUGCUCCUCUGCUAGCCAGCUGUGCAAAAACCUGCACCAACACACCUGCCCUGGUGAGGAUUUCGGGGCAAUCCAGAGCUGUGCCCCCAGCCCCUGAGCCCCUUUCUGCCCCGGGAGCUUGUGACGAACCCACGGAAAGGGGAAAUCCUGAGGUUGGUGAACCCCAGAGUGAGCCAGUCCGGGUCCUCGACAUGGUAGCCCGGCUGGAGUCUGGGAGCCUCUGGAGGAAGAACAGCUUCCCUCCAAGUGUAGGCCGGGUGUUGCCUGCAAACUGCACGCAGGCUGAUAAAGGCAGAACAAACCAAGGCGCCGUGGAGGCACCUGACACUCAGGUGAAUCCUAUGGGGUCUGUACCUGUGGACUGUGGCCGGUCCAGUGCUGACCACUGUUCUAUUGCGGGGAAGCAGGCCCGGGAUGGGGCUCCUCGGGGCUGUCCCUCACUGCCAGCAGCUGCGAGUUUCCAAGUGGGUAAUGCAACAUUCCAGCCAGAUCAGCAAAGUGCUGUGAAAAACAGCAAUAGGUAUGAUGUAGAAAUGACCAAGGAACUUGAGUCACCUUUUCCUCCAACUCAAGCCAUAGAGUUGCCCACAGAUGCUGUUGAUGAUAUGAGUAGAGGGUUUGUGCCACGAGCUCCUGAUCAGAGAAGAAAAGAAUCUGUGUGCAUGAGCAUCACUGUGUCCAAGGUGGAGAGAGACCUGCCUUGUAGCAUAAAGGCCUCACUGCCAGGGAGGUUAUUUUUUCAUUUGCCACCGGGUCAGCACCAGUCGGACUGUUCCCCGCAGAGUGAAAGCACAACACAAGAGUCUUCGGGGGCCAGUCAGCUUGAAGAUGCUGCCGAAGGUGGCAGCGCACCAGCCGAUCAGGGUGUUUCGGCGGGUGCAUUUGUCCCCGCGCCAGCCUGUCCCGGGGAAAGGAGCAUACCGGCACUCGGGGCAUCUGGUUGGAAGAAGCAGGUGUCCCAUGACUUUCUGGAGACCAGGUUUAAAAUCCAGCAGCUUUUGGAGCCUAAGCAGUACAUGGCUUUCCUGCCCCACCACAUUAUGGUACAAAUCUUCAGGUGUCUUCCCACCAAGAGUCUAGUGGCUCUUAAAUGUACCUGCUGCUAUUUCAAGUUCAUCAUUGAACACUACAACAUCAGGCCAGCAGAUUCUCGCUGGGUUCGAGAUCCCCGCUAUAGAGAGGAUCCUUGUAAGCAGUGCAAGAAAAAGUAUGUGAAAGGGGAUGUGUCCCUGUGCCGCUGGCACCCCAAGCCCUAUUGCCAGGCAUCGCCUUACGGGCCAGGAUACUGGAUGUGCUGCUACCGCUCCCAGAAGGGCUUCCCUGGCUGCAGGCUGGGGCUUCAUGACAAUCGCUGGGCCCCUGCUUGCCUGGGCGAUUAA